This is a messenger RNA of Nematocida ausubeli, 1170 nucleotides long. RefSeq names its product 26S protease regulatory subunit 10B. The record is from RefSeq and is a predicted model, not a curated record. Gene Ontology annotation, cellular component: cytosolic proteasome complex; proteasome regulatory particle, base subcomplex. The transcript has a single exon. Gene Ontology annotation, molecular function: proteasome-activating activity; ATP hydrolysis activity; ATP binding. The coding region runs from base 1 to 1170 and encodes 389 amino acids. Gene Ontology annotation, biological process: positive regulation of RNA polymerase II transcription preinitiation complex assembly. Lineage: Eukaryota; Fungi; Microsporidia.
AUGGACCAAAACAAGCAAGACGCCCUUUUGAAGUACCAGAAAAUAGUCACUGAGCAUGCGGAGGUGAUGGAAACCAUGCGCAACAUAAACGAGUCGAUAAAGAACCAGACUUUGGAGUUUGAAAAAACAGAGAGAGAUAUCAAUGCCCUGCAGAGCAUAGGGCAGAUGGUGGGUGAAGUGCUGAAGCAGUUGGACGAGGACAGAUUCAUAGUCAAGACGUCGCAAGGACCCAGAUACAUUGUGGGCGCAAGAAAAAGCAUUCCCAGAAACCUUCUGGUUCUUGGAGCCCGUGUGGCCCUGGACAUAACCACGCUCACCAUAAUGAGGCAUCUUCCAAGAGAGGUGGACCCAACUGUCCAUGCCAUGUCCAUUGAGAAGCCGGGUGACAUUUCCUUUGAGAGCAUAGGAGGGCUUGCCGAGCAGGUAAGAGAGAUUCGGGAGGUGAUUGAGCUUCCAAUAAAGAACCCAGAAAUAUUCAGCAGAGUGGGAGUGUCAGCACCAAAGGGAGUGCUUUUGUAUGGACCGCCUGGAACAGGAAAGACGCUUCUUGCACGUGCAGUGGCUGCAACGCUAGACUCAAACUUCCUGAAAGUAGUGAGCUCUGCCAUCAUUGAGAAGUACAUUGGAGAGAGCAGUAGGAUGAUUAGAGAGAUGUUUACAUAUGCAAAGGAGAACCAGCCAUGUGUUAUCUUCCUGGAUGAGAUCGAUGCAAUUGGAGGGAAGCGGUCUUCAGAGAGCACGUCAUCUGACAGGGAGGUGCAGCGCACGCUUAUGGAGCUGCUGAACCAAAUGGAUGGGUUUGAAGAGCUAGGCCGAGUUAAGGUUAUUAUGGCCACAAAUAGGCCAGACAUUCUAGACCCAGCACUGCUGCGCCCGGGAAGACUGGACAGAAAGAUUGAAAUACCACUUCCCACAAGCCAGGGCAGGCUGGAAAUUCUCAAAAUACACUCAGCUAAAAUGGAGAAGAAGGGAGAUAUAGAUUACAACACUAUUGUCAAGAUGUCGCACGGGUUCAACGGGGCAGACAUCCGGAAUAUCUGCAGCGAGGCAGGUAUGCUUGCAAUUCGAGAUGACAGAGACUUCAUUGUUCAGGAAGAUCUUACACGGAGUGUCCGAAAGAUAGCAGACCAGAAAAAGCUGGAGGGGCGUAUGGACUACAAGAAGGUAUGA